This is a messenger RNA of Bufo bufo (common toad), 723 nucleotides long. RefSeq names its product histone H1B-like. The transcript has a single exon. Gene Ontology annotation, molecular function: DNA binding; structural constituent of chromatin. Gene Ontology annotation, biological process: nucleosome assembly. Gene Ontology annotation, cellular component: nucleosome. NCBI's taxonomy places the organism in Eukaryota, Metazoa, Chordata, Amphibia, Anura, Bufonidae. The record is from RefSeq and is a predicted model, not a curated record. The coding region runs from base 1 to 723 and encodes 240 amino acids.
AUGGCAGAGACCGCGCCAGCAGCCGCUGCUCCUCCUCCCGCCGAAGCGGCCGCCAAGUCCAAGAAGCAGCCGAGGAAAUCCGCCGCGGCAGGGGGCGCCAAGAAAAGCAAGAAGCCGUCCGGUCCCAGCGUGUCCGAGCUCCUGGUCACAGCCGUGUCCGCCUCCAAGGAGCGCAGCGGGGUGUCUCUGGCCGCCCUGAAGAAGGCUCUGGCUGCCGGAGGAUGCGAUGUGGAGAAGAACAAUAGCCGCAUCAAGGUGGCCAUCAGGGCUCUGGUCACCAAGGGGACCCUCACCCAGGUGAAGGGCAGCGGCGCCUCCGGCUCCUUCAAGCUCAACAAGAAGCAGCAGGAGACCAAGGACAAGGCGGCGGCCAAGAAGAAGAAGCCGGCGGCGGCCAAGAAACCUGCAGCUACUGCGGCCAAGAAACCCGCUAAAUCCCCGAAGAAGGCUCCGGCCAAGAGCCCGAAAAAGGCUAAGAAACCAGCCGCGGCCAAGAAAGCAGCCAAGAGCCCCAAGAAGCCGAAGGCUGCCCCCAAGCCCAAGAAGCUGGCCAAGAGUCCGGCCAAGAAGGCGGCCAAACCCAAGGCUGCCAAGAGUCCGGCUAAGAAGGCGGCCAAACCCAAGGCUGCUAAGAGUCCGGCUAAGAAGGCGGCCAAACCCAAGGCUGCCAAGAGUCCGGCUAAGAAAGCGGCGAAAGCCAAGAAGAGCGCAGCCAAGAAGUAA